CGAAAUUACCGGCCAGUUACCGACGGCAAACUCGCCGCCGGUAUGUAACGGCGGCGUCGCCGUCGUUAAUGUUAAAAUACGCAUUAUUUAAUUAAAUUUAUAGACUUAGCGGCGGCAAAAUCCCCGCCGCUAUAUAGCGGCGGCAUUUGCCGUCGGUAACCUUUAAAAUAUAGGGCAGCGGGUUUGCCCAUUUUUUCAGUAUCUGCGCCGCAACCAACCCCCCCACGCGAACAGAAACUACCCCCCCAGCCCCUCCCCUGCUGCUGCUGCUCUUCCUUCGCCGCCGCCUCCGCCGCCGCCGACCGCCGCCGACCGCCGCCGACCCAGCAGUUCGACGACCUCGUUUCACCGCCUUCUUCACGACACCCACCGGAAACCACCACCAAUUUGCAAGAAUGAGUGAUAAUCGUACGUGGAUGUACGCGAGAUACAAUGAUCGUACCGCAUUUGAAACGGGGCUUGAGUUUUUCCUUGAGUGGGCGUUCAAUCAAACGGCGUACACAGAUGGACAAGGUAACAUUAGGUGCCCGUGUAAGAAGUGCAAGAAUCAAGCGUAUUUAGAUGUACCUAUGGUCAGAGAACAUGUUAGUAGGCGUGGAUUUGUCCUGAAUUACAAAGUUUGGGUUUGUCACGGGGAAGCACCGCUGUCUAUGCCGAGAGAACAUGCUAUAAUGAAUGAGGAUGAUGGAUUAUAUAAUAACUACGAAAGGAUGGUGCAUGACCAUGCUGGACCUAGUAAUUAUCAAGAUCCUCCAAAUCUGGAGCAGCCGCCCAAUAAUGACGCUCAACAGAUUUAUAAUAUGUUGGAUGCAGCGGAUACUCCAUUGUACGCAGGAUGUGACACGUACUCACAAUUAAGUUGGAUGACUCAAUUCAUGAGCAUAAAGACUGAAAGCCACAUGUCAGAGAGGACUUACAAUCAGAUGUCUUCGAUGAUGAAAGCUGCUUUACCAGAGGGUAACAACUGUCCAGAAGACUUCUAUAGUACGAAAAGAAAUCUACGUGGUUUGGGUUUGCCAGUAGAGAAGAUCGAUUGCUGUGUUAAUAACUGCAUGUUGUAUUGGGGGGAAACUAGUGAGCUACAUAGUUGUAUGUUCUGUGACCAAUCACGAUAUAAGGACAGCUUGCGUGCAUCUGGGAGUCGCAGAAAGAAACAAGUGCCCGCUAAACAGAUGCACUAUUUUCCCUUGACGCCCCGAUUGCAGAGAUUGUUUGCAUCUCCUGCAACUGCUGAACAUAUGCGGUGGCAUGCGACCUCCACAGACGAUGGGAUAAUGCGCCACCCGGCCGACUCUCCGGCAUGGAAACAUUUGAAUUCAGUCUUUCCUGGAUUCGCCGAUGAGAUUAGAAAUGUGAGGUUGGGCCUCUCUACAGAUGGUUUUGCCCCAUUUGCACAAUCAGGGCGUCAAUAUUCUUCUUGGCCAGUUAUUGUCACGCCGUAUAACCUGCCUCCGUGGUUGUGCAUGAAAGAACAAUUCAUGUUCCUCACAGUCCUCGUGCCUGGCCCAUCAAACCCAAAGAUGAAGUUGGACGUAUUCUUACAGCCAUUGAUACACGAGUUAAAAUCUCUGUGGGAGGUUGGUGUGAACACUUACGACAUAUCGUUGAAGCAAAAUUUCCAGAUGCGAGCAGCUCUGAUAUGGACUAUCAGUGAUUUUCCAGCGUACGCUAUGUUGUCUGGGUGGGGUACAACUGGGAAAUUGGCAUGUCCACAUUGCAUGGAGAAUACAGAAGCAUUCACUUUGCCGAUGAGUGGAAAACAAUCGUGGUUUGAUAAUCAUCGGAAGUUCUUACCUCCUAACCAUGUGUUUAGGAGAAACAAAACUUCAUUCUUGAGGAAUAAGACAUGCAAUGUUGGUCCACCAGAACAAAGAUCAGGAAUACAAAUCUUGAAUCAAAUCGAGGGGUUAGGCUUCGUGAAGGUUACCGAAGACUUCGAUGGCAGGAACGCUCAACUCGCCAAAUAUCAAGAUGUAGGGUGGAAAAAGAAAAGCAUAUUUUGGGAUCUACCCUAUUGGAGAUAUCUUUUGAUUCGACAUAAUCUGGAUGUUAUGCACAUUGAGAAAAAUGUGUUUGAUAACGUGUUUAAUACUGUCCUGAAUGUGAAGGGGAAGACAAAAGAUACAGAAAAAUCUAGAGAAGAAUUGAACACCUUCUGCAAGCGGAAAGAGUUGAAGAAAGUGGAUGGAACUCGAGGGUAUCCGAAAGCAUGUUAUACGCUUGACAGGGAAGAGAAGAAGAUCUUACUCCAAUGGAUCAAGAGUCUUAAGUUUCCCGAUGGGUACGUGUCAAAUAUUCCCGAUCGGGAGUGCCGGGCAGAGUCAGGUAUGAGAGUAAGCCCUAAGGCCUUUAAGCCUAUUCUUUAG
Salvia miltiorrhiza (redroot sage) is the source of this 2366-nucleotide messenger RNA. RefSeq lists its product as uncharacterized. The coding region runs from base 396 to 2366 and encodes 656 amino acids. The record is from RefSeq and is a predicted model, not a curated record. The transcript has 4 exons. NCBI's taxonomy places the organism in Eukaryota, Viridiplantae, Streptophyta, Magnoliopsida, Lamiales, Lamiaceae.